Molecule: messenger RNA, 1169 nt
Organism: Podarcis muralis (Common wall lizard)
Lineage: Eukaryota; Metazoa; Chordata; Lepidosauria; Squamata; Lacertidae
Gene: MDFIC
Product: MyoD family inhibitor domain containing
Biological process (GO): negative regulation of DNA-templated transcription; positive regulation of viral transcription
Cellular component (GO): nucleus; cytoplasm
Molecular function (GO): transcription factor binding
Source: RefSeq, a predicted model, not a curated record
CAGUUUUGGCGGGAGGGGCGCGAGCCGCGCUCGGGCCGAAGCUGACGCCACUUUCCGCGCUGGGAGGCUCCGUCUGGGGCCAAGCUAAGCCUCUGCCCCGCCCGGGAAGGAAGAGAGCAGGACUUCUUGAGAGGAAAUGCCAAGGGUCUUGCGUUAGCCUUGUCGAGAGGAGGAGGAGGAGGAGAGGGGCGUUUAAGCUCUUUAUUACUGGGAGGAAGAGAGCUUGGCAGAUGUCCCAAGCGAGAGAACCUCUUCCUUCAGGGCCUGAAGGGCCAGAGCGCGCAGCUCCGGCUGAAAACAGCUUUUUGAUCUCGCUCCCUCGAGAAAAAUGUGAUAGAGGAAGAACAGCGCUAGGAGAGAGAGAGAUCAGAGAACCUUCAAAUAACCCAAAUAUACAAGUAGAUACAGAGGACCAGCCUGUCUGGGGGAAUUGCACUGGUGAUGACCUCAUCGGAACACAACCUCAGCGUUUGCCACAACCAAAUGCUUCACCACUGGAAAAGUGUAAGGAAGAAACAGGCAAAAUACAAAUACAAAAUGGCCAUACCAGGCUGAGUAACGCAAGUGGGAUGCACAAUGGAGUCAAGUGUGGGGCACCAGAUAGCAGAAAGUUCUCGGCACCUGUUUCCCAAAAAAUGCACAGAAAAAUUCAAUCCAGCUUGUCUGUCAACAGUGGAAGCAGCAAGAAGAGCUCUGCAUACUCUCACAAGCCAGGCUCUUCACCCGAAGAUUGCUGUGUUCACUGUAUCUUGUCCUGCUUGUUCUGCGAAUUCGUCACCCUCUGUAGCCUUGUCCUGGGACAAGCGUCAUGUGGGGUCUGCCCAAUAGAAGCCUGCUGUUGCUGCUGUGGAGAAGAAAUGGGAGAUGACUGCAACUGCCCGUGUGAUAUGGACUGUGGCAUAAUGGAUGCCUGUUGUGAAUCAUCAGACUGUUUGGAAAUUUGUAUGGAAUGCUGUGGGAUUUGUUUCCCAUCAUGAUAACUUUUUAUCACUUUUUUCUGCUUUCUUAAAAAACAUCAACAACGUAACUGGAGAGGGUUCAAGUUUUUGUGUGUUUCUCUGAAAUAAAACAACAACCGCUUUCAAAGGACACAUUUAGACACUCUUGCAGCAACCUGGUUUUCUGCACUGUUAGCUUGAUUUUAUAAACAAUUGUUGAAGAAAAGCAAA